UGCUGACGCGUGUAUUUAGGCAGCAGUAAGCCCGUCGUAUGGCCUUUCCUGGGUGGCUUGGGUCUGCCUCCCUUAAGCUUUUGGUGGUGGCGGCCUAUAAUUCAUCCACUCACCACGCCGUCCACAGAAGAGCACACUGCAUUAGGCUGUCACCGCCUGAGGGGAGGACAGCAGCAGCAGCAUCAACAUGGCUGGCUUUGGUUUAGAGGAGAUUGGAAUCCCUGGUGGAGUUUACCUGAAAGAAUCCCUGACCCACUGCACUGACCCACUCAAAGCCAUUGAGGAAUUCCAGGUUGAGAAUGGCAUCCUGCUCCCGUCCCUGCGGCCGAUGCUCCACCUGUUGGAUCUUCAUGGUGUCAAACGGCUGGACUUCCACAACUCAAUCAUGGAGGAAUUACGAGAUAAGCUGAUCUCUCAAAUCAGUGAGUUGGGGAAGAGGGAGGGCAGGGAGAGGGACCGUAAGUUAAAAGAGCUGCUGACCAAGAGUUUCCCUGUGAUCAAGAUUAAGGCGCUGCGACCGGUGGUGAUGUGCAUCCUGAAACACAUGUCACAUGUGGAGGACAAGUACCUCAAGAUCCUGGUGAGAGAUCGAGAGCUAUAUGAGGCAUGUGACACAGAAGUGAAGCGACAAAUCUGGAAGGAUUCACAGGCUCUCUUUGGAGACGAGGUUUCUCCACUCCUCACCGGAUACAUCACCAGCAAGGAGGACACACUCUUCAAUGUGGAGAAUCUUAAUAAUCUUUUCUUCAGUCCCUCACCUAAGGCAAGACGGCAAGGGGAGAUGGUGCAGAAACUGGUACACAUGAUUGGAAAGAAUGUUAAGCUGUACGACAUGGUGCUCCAGUUCCUGCGCACACUCUUCCUACGCACACGCUUCAUCCAUUACUGCUCCCUGCGUGCUGAGCUCCUCAUGGCACUGCACGACAAGGAGGUGCAUGACAUUAUUGCCGUGGAUCCUUGCCAUAAGUUCACCUGGUGCCUGGAUGCCUGUAUCAGGGAGGGCAAGGUGGAUGCCAAGAGGUCGAGGGAACUUCAAGGGUUCCUGGACAGUAUACGAAGAGGCCAAGAGCAGGUUCUGGGUGACCUCUCCAUGAUCCUGUGUGACCCAUAUGCUAUCAAUUUCUUGGCUAACUCGGUGGUGCGUCUCCUGCAGCACCUCAUGAACAAUGAAGCAAUGCCCAGGGAUAACUCAGUGCUGGUGUUGAUGCUCAGGAUGCUGGCACUGGGUCUGCACAGCUGGGACAUGAUUGAGAGCCAGCUGUUCCGGGAGCCCAAACUUGAUCCCCAGAUAGUGACAAAAUUCCUCCCAGCUCUGGUCUCCCUCAUGGUGGACGAUGAUGUGCGACGCCUGAAUGCGCGGUUACCCCUGGAUGAGAGGGAGUCAGCCAUCACCAUCAUUGAACACUCUGGUCCACCUCCGGACGCUUACCAGGCCUACCUACAAGAGAGCAGUGUGGCAUGUAUCCUGGCCAUGUACUACACUCUGCACACAGCCACACGCAAGGACAAGACAGCACUCAUGAGGGUCCUUGGGACUCUUGCUACAUGUCAUCAGGACCGUGCCUUCCAAGAUACUUUCCUGCAUUCCUUGGUUGCUGCCCUAAUACCAAUGGCAGAUGACUUUGCAACGGAAGACUUUUGCACAGUGGUGUUUGACGAGUUCUUCUUCACCAACAUCAACCGUGAGAAUGUCAUGCGUCACGUCAUCAAGUUGGUGUGGUACAUUCAAAGCUGUUGGUCUGGAUAUGAGAAAGGAGAAGCCAUCCAGGCUCUCUACGACAAAUUCCAGGCCAGGUUACAAGAAUUCCAGGACAUCCAGAACCAACCCACUCCUAUGACUGAGAUGGACUCCCCUCUCAUGGCUGUGCCCACUCCAGCUCCCAUCCAAUAG
Portunus trituberculatus (swimming crab) is the source of this 1891-nucleotide messenger RNA. RefSeq names its product negative elongation factor B-like (gene NELF-B). The record is from RefSeq and is a predicted model, not a curated record. Gene Ontology annotation, cellular component: nucleus; NELF complex. The coding region runs from base 188 to 1891 and encodes 567 amino acids. NCBI's taxonomy places the organism in Eukaryota, Metazoa, Arthropoda, Malacostraca, Decapoda, Portunidae. Gene Ontology annotation, biological process: negative regulation of transcription elongation by RNA polymerase II. The transcript is spliced from 12 exons.